This is a messenger RNA of Trichoderma aggressivum f. europaeum, 1425 nucleotides long. RefSeq lists its product as uncharacterized. Gene Ontology annotation, molecular function: 2-methylcitrate synthase activity. The record is from RefSeq and is a predicted model, not a curated record. Gene Ontology annotation, cellular component: mitochondrial matrix. Gene Ontology annotation, biological process: tricarboxylic acid cycle; carbohydrate metabolic process; citrate metabolic process. Bases 1 to 1425 code for a protein of 474 amino acids. NCBI's taxonomy places the organism in Eukaryota, Fungi, Ascomycota, Sordariomycetes, Hypocreales, Hypocreaceae. The transcript has 3 exons.
AUGGCUCUCAACCUCACCACGUCGGCUCGAGCCCUGCGCUCCUUCAAGCCCUACACCCGCGCUGCUCUCCUCGCCAACGCCGCGCGAUGCUACUCUACCGCUGAGCCCGAUCUCAAGACGACCCUCAAGGAGGUCAUUCCCGCCAAGCGCGAGCUGCUCAAGAAGGUCAAGGCCCAUGGCAACAAGGUCAUUGGUGAGGUCAAGGUCGAAAACACCCUCGGCGGCAUGCGUGGCCUCAAGGCCAUGGUCUGGGAGGGAUCCGUCCUCGAUGCCAACGAGGGCAUUCGCUUCCACGGCCGCACCAUCAAGGACUGCCAAAAGGAGCUCCCCAAGGGCAAGACGGGAACCGAGAUGCUCCCCGAGUCCAUGUUCUGGCUGCUCCUGACCGGCCAGGUCCCCUCGGUCAACCAGGUCCGCGAGUUCUCCCGCGAGCUCGCCUCCAAGGCCCAGAUCCCCGCCUUCGUCAACAAGAUGCUCGACGAGUUCCCCAAGGAUCUGCACCCCAUGACCCAGUUUGCCAUUGCCGUCUCGGCCCUCAACUACGAGUCCAAGUUCGCCAAGGCCUACGAGCAGGGCCUCAACAAGGCUGACUACUGGGAGCCUACCUUUGACGACUGCAUUUCCCUGCUCGCCAAGCUGCCCACCAUUGCCGCCAAGAUCUACCAGAACGCCUACAGGGGCGGCGGUGCUCUCCCUGCCGAGGUUGACCUUGAGCAGGAUUGGUCUUACAACUUUGCUGCCAUGCUCGGCAAGGGCGGCAAGGAGAACGAGGACUUCCAGGAUCUCCUCCGACUCUACCUUGCUCUCCACGGUGACCACGAGGGUGGCAAUGUGUCUGCUCACGCCACUCACCUGGUCGGCAGUGCUCUCAGCGACCCCUUCCUUUCUUACAGUGCUGGUCUCCAGGGUCUGGCCGGUCCUCUUCACGGUCUUGCCGCCCAGGAGGUUCUUCGCUGGAUUCUCCAGAUGAAGGAGGCCAUCCCUGCCAAUUACACUGAGCAGGAUGUCCACGACUACCUCUGGUCUACCCUCAACUCGGGCCGUGUCGUCCCUGGUUACGGCCACGCCGUUCUGCGUAAGCCCGAUCCUCGAUUCGAGGCUCUCAUGGACUACGCCGCUUCUCGCCCCACGAUUGCCAAAGACCCCGUCUUCCAGCUGGUUGAGAAGAACAGCCGCAUCGCCCCCGAUGUCCUCAAGAAGCACGGCAAGACCAAGAACCCUUACCCCAACGUCGACAGCAGCUCCGGCGUCCUGUUCCACCACUACGGCUUCCACGAGACCCUGUACUACACCGCCACCUUUGGUGUCUCGCGUGGUCUGGGUCCCCUCGCCCAGCUCAUCUGGGACCGCGCCCUGGGUCUCCCCAUUGAGCGCCCCAAGAGCAUCAACCUCGAGGGUCUCCUGAAGCAGGCCGAGAGCAGCUAA